Messenger RNA from Tetrahymena thermophila SB210, 3123 nucleotides. Its product is annotated as WD domain, G-beta repeat protein. Gene Ontology annotation, molecular function: protein binding. The transcript is spliced from 5 exons. The record is from RefSeq and is a predicted model, not a curated record. NCBI's taxonomy places the organism in Eukaryota, Ciliophora, Oligohymenophorea, Hymenostomatida, Tetrahymenidae.
UUUGAUCAAUCAAGUAAUAAACAAAUGCAAAGUUUAAUAGACAUUCCUGAAAAGUGUUUAGCUUAUUCUGCAAACUGGUAUCUUAAUUAAAUUUCUGCUUAUGAUGUUAACACAGACUUGUUUGCUUAUGGAUCAAACAGCGAUAUUUACAUUAUUAAUUACUAACAAAAAAAAUACGAAACCAUUUUAUAUAAUUCUAACAUGAGGGAAAAGAUUUCAUGUGUUGCUUUUUUGCCAAUCAAUCUAAAUUAUAAAGAUUAAAAUAAAACUUAAGGAGAAAAUCACGAAAGUUAAGAAGAAGAUAUUAUAAUACUAGCAGGUAGUGCUAGUGGGACUUUUUAUAUUCAUAGUUAUAAUCAAGGUAGCAAAAAGUCUGAAUUGUUAGAACAACAAAAUAUUGUUUUAAACCAAACAAUUAUCUCAAUUAAUGUAGACAAUAAUGAAUUUAAUAAAUAUAUUGCUAAAAUAAUCAUCAAAUUAUAAAAUGGGUCUAUUUUUCAUCUGCAAUAUGAUCUUAUCAAAAAGAAAAUUAUUUCAUUUAAAAUUAACAUCCAGCAAUCGAAAUUUAACUUAAAAUUAAAGUUUUCUUCUUUUCUUUCCAAUCUAGAUUCUCAUACCAAUAAUUCUUCUUCUACUUAGUGUAUCUAAAAUAAGUACACAAUCAACUUCUUUGAAGAAGGCUAAAUUUUCUUAUAUGAAAAUAAUAAUAAAAUUUUUACUCACCAAAUUGAUGGAAAGAUAUUAACUUUGGAUGAAAUACCAAAGUAGUCAGAAAAUGAAAAUUAAAGAUAUAUCCUACUCAAGAAAAUAAAAAAUUAUGUCUUUCUAAAUUUGAUAGAAAUAGGAUAAAACAUAAUAAAUAAUUCCUCAAGCUAGUUAAUAUCUUAAGAUGAACAUCUAAAUCAAGCAAAUAAAAUUCAAACUCAAGAAAAUUCCUUUGAAAAAAUGUAAAAUUAAAAUAAUAAUAUUAAUGAAGAAAGCUAAGAAAAUAAAUAAAAAACUGAUAAUGAAGAAAUCAAUUAAGUUUAAGGUGAAGCUUAAAUCUAAGAAAAAACCUAAAGCAAAAAUAUUUUUUAGGUUAAAAGCAUUGUUGAUAUUGAGAUAUUUUUCAUUUAUAAUAAAAAAAAUAACGAUUUGCUUCAAUCUAGCUUUACAAUCAAGAGCUUGGAUUAUGAUAACUUUAUUUUGACUGGUAAAAUGGGAGAUAUUUACAUCUUUAAUGUUUCUAAAUUUAUUGAUUUUUCUAAAUCUAACUAAAAACUUACUAUAAAUCCUUUGAGUGCACAGUUUGACGAUUCCUAUUAUUCUAAAGUUCCUGACACUAACCAUUAUGAUGGAAUUUUUUCUAUUUAGACAAUUUAAGAUAAAAAAUUGAUAACUCUUUCUAUCGACAGGAGAAUCUCAUUUUUUAACAUAACUAGAUAAAGCAUUUCUUAAAAUGCAAAUGAAUUUGAAAUAGAAGAAGAUAAUAAUAUUGAAAAUGAUGAUGUUAAUAAAGAAGAAUAAUCUAAUUAAACUAUACCUUAUCAAUUAGAAUUUGAAUGGUAACUCAGUUGCUUAGGAGCUAAAGUGAAUUCUCUAGCAAUUUCUUAGGUAGAAAAAGAGUUAAUCUACAUGAGUUGUUUAGACCGCACAGUAAGAGUUUGGGAUUCCUCUAAAAUACAUGACCAGCUUUACGUAAAAGAGUAUUACAAAAGGAUUGAUCAAAUAAAUGUGAAGCAAAUGCUUCUUCAUCCAUAAUUUGAAAAUGUUAUGGUUCUUUUUUUAGAAGACAAUCCAAAAAAGCUAGUUGGAUAUGACCUCUUUAAAGAGAAAAUCAGUUUUGAGUAUCUAAGCAACAGAGACAUCUUGAACUUAAAAUGGAUAAAAAAGGAAUAAGUUGAUGAACUAUAAAACAUUCUCUUUUAAUCAGUUAACACAGCUUAGAAUGAAGGAAAAAAGGAAGAGUUAGGAUAGGAAAAAGCUUUGUAAAAAUAGAUUAAAGUAGAAAAAGAUCAUAUUGAAACCAAAGAAAAAGGUUUGCUAACUUAAAAUGACGAUCAUUAUUUGCUAGUUUUCAAAAAAGGCGGAUAUAUUAGCUUGAUUGAUCUAUCUGAUUGUAGCAUUUCUAUUGAAGAUUAUUUAAUUUGCGAAAAUAAAAACAAUGUGCAAUAGUUUGAAUUUGACAUUGUUAAAAGUUAAGUAUUUGCUGUGUUUGCUUAAUUAGGAUGUAUUAGUUUCUAUUACGACUAUCAGUAUAAAUAAUUCUAAAAUAUGCACAAAAAUGUUGUUAAAAGCAUAGCAUUUAAGUAAACACCUGAUAGUUCAUAAUUGAUAGUCGCUUGUGCUUGCUUGGAUAGGAGAAUAAGUAUUUAUUUAGGUAACCCUGAUGACGUCUCAUCCUUCUAAUUUGUAACAUAUCUAAAGCAUGAAUAUCCAAUUGAAAAAGUAAUGUUCUCUCCUGUGUCUGAUUGUUAUUAUAUGCUUUCUAUAGCUCAAAAUCAUAACACAUUAUAAAUUUACAAUUUAUUGCCUAGCUCUGUUAGCUAAUUACAACAGUAAUCAUAGACAAAUAAUACUUCAAAAUAAGAUAAAAAUGAAAGUGAUGAAGAAAAUGAAGAAAUUACUAAUUUUGUUAAGACAGAAUAAUAAAUAAAAACAGAGAUUUAAAAUAACUUACUUACCUAAGAUUUAUAAGAAGAAGAUGGAAAUUAAAAAAAUAAUUUAUCUGAAAUGUAAAAAAAUAUAAAUUUAAUUUAGAACAACAACAAUUAGCAGAUUAGUUUAGAAUUCAAAAAUGUUAGAGGUCAUAAAGGGUACAUCAAUGAUGCAGUAUUUUCUCCUUUGGAUUAAAAUCUUUUGAUAACAUGUUCUGAUGAUUAAACAGUAAAAUUUUGGUCUAUAGAUAGAAUUAUUAAUAAGAGUUACCCUAAGAGGAAAAAAAACAAAAAUAUUAACAAAAAAGAUGAAAGUUUUAACAACCAAUAGCAUCGAGAUAAAGGAGAGCAAUUUUCUUAAAAGUUAAACAACAACUAACAUAACUAAAAUAAAUUUAAAUAAAAUUAAAAUAAUAACUAAUAAUCAGCUAAAAAUUAUUAGCAUAAUAAGUUUAAUAAAAAAUAGAAUAACAGAACAAAAAAUUGA